Molecule: messenger RNA, 2319 nt
Organism: Fusarium musae
Lineage: Eukaryota; Fungi; Ascomycota; Sordariomycetes; Hypocreales; Nectriaceae
Exons: 2
Coding region: 1-2319 (772 amino acids)
Molecular function (GO): protein binding
Source: RefSeq, a predicted model, not a curated record
AUGGCAGAGUUAGCCUCAGCCAUUCAAGGCUUCAUUGCUUCCAGUCUGACAGCAUGGCACCGUAUCGACACAGUUAUAAGCUCUAUAAGAGAUGCGCCUCGAAAUGUCGAGCAUUGGAGAGUCUGUGGGAGUGUGUUGAAGGAGGCUUUGAGUCAAAUGGAGGAGAGAGUACGCCAGCGACAGAAUUAUCUGACAGCGCCAGAACAGAACCUCUGUAGAGCUAUUGAUAGAUUCAUCAAGGACUUUCUAAGCGAUCUUGAACGAUUGGAGAGGACGAUACCAGUGAAGAAAGGAGGAAGACACUGGGUGCAGCUGAAGUUGAGGUUGCAGGAUGAUAGGGAGUUACUCACGCGACUUUCUCGCAACGUCCAGAUUUUCCAGGUAUCUGCUUCAGCAUUAUCAUUACUAGACCCAUCUGCCGAUUGCUCCCCGGCCAGAAACAGAGUACACCAAUUUCUCGAAGGCAUCAGUGACGACAACCCUGAGCAGCUCGCCCCCAAUGAAGCAACCGAUUUACAUAAAUGGAGAGAAGCUCUCUACGAAGUCGCCGACAUCGCAGCUCAGCGAGAGUUCCCCGACCCAUCCCCUCAGGAUCACACAUCAGAGCAAGGCGAAGCACCAAGAAGACCAUCGGGUGUAAGCCCAAUAGAGCUGCAAUAUCGGUUUGAGGCCGCGAUCUCACGAGCGAAACGAAUGUACGAUGCCAAACUCCCAAUCAUGGCCAAGAAGGCACAUGAUGAAGCGAUAAAAUACGGUGGAGAGAUGCAGGCGAUUGACCCGAAUGCUAUCAGUGUCACCGAGCUGGUAGACAUGGAGAUUACCUAUUGCCGUAUCAUCAAAGCAUGUAGUCCUUUUGUGGACUCGUUUGAAGCACUUGCGUGGGAGAGACUACAGAACCUCAAGUCUAAUCUACACAAGCACACUGGCCACGGAACUAACGUCGACCUUUGCACCGAGCAGGAGAAGGUCGGUAUCUUAUGCGCUGAGCUGCGGGAUCGAGAGGGAGCUGUUGAGUUCUUGAGAAUGUCACUGGGCACGUAUCUAUCGAACCGUGAGGAGUACGAGGACAGGAUACCACGAAUAUCGAUGCUGGUGUGCGAGCAGUACGAGUGUAUGGGGCAGUGGAAUAACUUGGAUGCCUUCAAGAAAGUCAUAUUCGACAAACUGGGCUACGAUCCAGCCUCAGAGCCGAAUGCGCUCGCUGACACAAUACUAUGGUGUCGCCACCAUGGAUAUGAAGCUUCCGAUAUCGAGGGGAGAUUGUACAUACCGGAGGAGAACUUUGUCGAGAGCACUCCGCUUCACGAUGCCGCCGCCGAUACGACCGUCCGGAUAGAGAUCAUCCAUCAGCUGAUACCUAUGGUCUAUCAUGCGAGACCCGAUGUGAACGGUGACACGCCCUUGCUCGUGGCAGUACAACACUCCAACAAUCUCGCACUUCAGGCAUUAUUGCGGAUCUCCGGGUCUGUUCACGUUCUGGACUCUAAAGGCGGCACUCCAUUACAUCGAUGCGAUAACGAUGAGACACUGAGGCUGCUCCUGGAAGAGAUCAAAAAGCCUGUUCACCACUCCUGUCCGAAUGAACAAGGAUUUCAUUUGGUCAACAUAGAUUCGACAGAUGGUUAUGGCGAAACAGCCCUGCAUAAAGCUUGUGAAAAAGGCAACGAGCGCAUGGUCGGCUUGUUGGUAGCUGAAGGCGCAGACGUCAAUCUGGUGUCCGGGUCGAAUGAGACCCCUUUGAUGAUUACCUGCGAACGAUCUGAGCUAAAAGGAAAGGGAAGGUUGAGCAAAGAAAGAAGACGAAUUGUGGAAACAUUGGUGAAUAGCUAUGCGGAUACAAAGCACAAAGAUGACUGGGGAAAACCCGCUGUUCCAAAGAGUCUCAAGGCGAGGGGAUAUAGUGAGGCCGAAAUCGACAAAAUUCUCUCACCAGACUUGACACGAAGAUUCACUAGAGGACGGGGGCAGGAGAGAUUCUCCGUCUCAUCAGGCAGCAGCUCCGAAAGGCCAUCCUUCGCAACGCUCAGUGCCAUAUCGUCAUCUUCACCAGUCGAACUCGUCGGAGACAUACCCUUGCGACCAGCAGAGUUGCCCUUAACUCCAGUGUCGAGUGGUGUACCGCCUUCAGGAUACGAGUUACGAUCAGGGGGGACAUGGUCAGAGUUACAGUUAGCUGAGCUACCAGGGUCAACGCCUGUUGUGUCGGUCGAGCUAGAUAGUAGUCCAGUCGAGGUGGUUGAGCCAACAAAUCAGAAGUUCUUGAGAGAUGGGAAGUUGAAGAGCAUCAGGAGAAAGCUGAAGAUAUUGGGUAAUCGGUGA